GAUUUGAUGAUUGAGGAUUCAGGCUCUUCCUCAUCAUUGGCUUUUGUUAUCCCAGUAUUACUGAUCUGUUACAAGCUCCUAUGUUUGCUGAAACAUGCCAAAACGCUUUUCUACGGUUCUGGCAAAAUAAAAAUGUUAACGGCAUUUGCUACAACUGGAUUUGCAAAACGGAUUUCAUGAGAGCGGAUGAGCAGGUUUGGACUCAAACCCUGGGACAAGGAGAACUGCUGUUGGUUGGAAGAAGUGAUGAGGACUCAGCAAGGAUUCAGGAAUUAUCAGGGGAGAUUCUAUUAUUUCUUCCAGAAAGCUCUUUAAAACAACUGUUACUCCCUUACUCAUGUUACAUGGAGCCUGGGAUUGAAUUGAAAAAUGAUGACCAAUAGAGUAUGGAUCCCACACCUUACAAACUCUCCCUCACUCAUUGUCAUGGUGGGUCUCCCAGCCCGAGGGAAAACAUACAUAUCAAAGAAACUCACUCGCUAUUUCAACUGGAUUGGGGUCCCCACGAAAGCAUUUAAUGUUGGGCAGUAUCGUCGUGACCUGGUGAAAACCUACAAAUCCUUUGAAUUUUUCCUUCCCGACAAUGAAGAAGGAUUGCAAAUUCGAAGACAAUGUGCAUCAACAGCGAUGAAUGAUGUGAAGAAAUAUCUUAAUGAAGAAGGGGGUCAGGUGGCGGUCUUUGAUGCCACAAACACAACACGGGAACGGAGAGACACCAUCCUAAACUUUGCUGAGCAGAAUGGCUACAAGGUGUUUUUUGUUGAGUCGGUCUGUGAAGAUCCUGAAGUUAUUGAGACAAACAUUGUGCAAGUGAAACUGGGCAGUCCAGACUACAGUGACUGUAACAAUGAUGAAGCAAUAUCUGACUUCCUGAAAAGGAUAGAGUGUUAUCAAAACACUUACCAAACUCUGGAUGAAGUGUCAGAUCGGGAUCUUUCCUUUAUUAAAAUCAUUGAUGUUGGAAGACGGUACCUUGUCAACCACGUACUUGAUCAUAUUCAAAGCAAAAUUGUUUACUACCUCAUGAACAUCCACAUAACUCCUCGAUCAAUCUACCUCUGUCGCCAUGGCGAGAGUGACCUGAAUCUGAAGGGCAGGAUCGGUGGUGACUCGGGACUUUCUUUCCGAGGCAGGCAGUUUGCCAAAUCAUUAGGAAAGUUUAUAGAGGAGCAGAACAUAAGGGACUUAAAGGUCUGGACAAGUCAGAUGAAAAGGACAAUCCAGACUGCGGAAGCCUUAAAGGUGCCUUAUGAGCAGUGGAAAAUAUUGAAUGAAAUUGAUGCGGGUGUCUGUGAGGAAAUGACAUAUGAGGAGAUUCAGAUGAACUACCCAGCUGAAUUUGCACUAAGAGAUCAAGACAAAUGCAGAUAUCGCUACCCAAAGGGUGAGUCUUAUGAAGAUCUGGUACAGCGCCUGGAGCCGGUAAUCAUGGAGCUAGAGAGACAAGAAAAUGUUUUGGUCAUCUGUCACCAGGCUGUCAUGCGUUGUUUGCUGGCGUACUUCCUCGAUAAGACAGCAGAGGAGCUCCCGUACCUGAAGUGCCCACUGCACACUGUCUUAAAGUUGACCCCAGUAGCUUAUGGAUGUAAGGUUGAAUCUAUUUUCCUGAAUAUUGAAGCUGUCAACACACACCGAGAAAGGCCUGAGAAUGUGAAUGUGAAUCGGACUUCGGAGGAUGCACUGAAAACUGUCCCAGCUCAAUACCCAGCUGCUGACUUCGAGUACUGACAAGAUUGAAACUGAGAUCCUUCCUGUGAUUGGGCAGCAAGGGACCCGAUAUACACAGUGUAAUCCGCCUCACUGUUCAGGGUCAGAUACAUUUGAUUUACGAUCACAGAGACGUUGUCUUCAUGUGCCUUCAGAGUUAUUUAACCGGCUCUCUCAGCAGGUUCUGUAUUUGUCUGCUGCUUGAGCUGUGAGGCUUUCAGCUUGUCUUGUGUGCCAGCAAAGCUUAGGUCUUUAUUCGUGCCAUGCUAUCAAUUCUGUUUGUUUUUCUCUUCUUCACACUGAGAUGGAAUUGACACUCUGUAAGAUUGCAGUUUUGGAAUUCAGGGUCUUAAAAGUGAAAUGUAUUUUAGCACAAGCUUCCUAUUAUUGAAUUGAGUGUAGCACUUAGCUGUUAGCUGGGUGUAGCCUUCCCUAAGGCUCAAACUUUCAAAUGAACCUGUUCAGAGAUGACAUUGUACCCCUCUGGAACAGGUGGGACUUGACCUGGGCCUCCUGGUUCAGAGGUUUGAACAGAUGAUGAGGCUUUACAACAUGGUGCAGUGACCUGAACCCAGAGUCCAGCCUGAGCUCACUGCAGCACUGCAGGAGACCCACGCUGUCGGAGGGGGUCAGUGCUGCGGGAGACCCGCGCUGUCGGAGGGGGUCAGCGCUGCGGGAGACCCGCACUGUCGGAGGGGGUCAGCGCUGCGGGAGACCCGCACUGUCGAAGAGACUCAGCGCCGCGGGAGACCCGCACUGUCGGAGAGGGUCAGCGCCGCAGGAGACCCGCACUGUUGGAGGGGGUCGGCACUGGGGAUGUGCCAUCACAGGGUGUGUCUAUUGAAAGAUGAGGAGAUGUUCUUCCCAUGUGCUGUGAUGUUUCAGCAGCUUCUUGACUCAGUCAUGGUUAGCUUAUGGGAUCUUGCUGUGCUGACAUUGAUUGCAGUCUUUACCAACAAUGAUGACAUGGCAUAAAAUAUUCAUUGGUUGUAAUGAGCUUGUGACAGGUGCCAUAUAAAAGAGAACCUUUUGUUAGCAAAGUUUUAAUAAAGUGAACAUGAAGCAUCAGCAGCUUUGUCUGAUAUCAGUUCUGAGAGUUCUUCGCCAAGGCAAAUUGAGUUUCUCUUUGUCAUUCCCAGAACAUAGAACAGAGUGUCCUCUAUUCCUCAGUUCGGACAUCUCUUGGCAAAGAUAAGGAAAAGCACAGAACAAUCAACUCUGUGU
Molecule: messenger RNA, 2931 nt
Organism: Stegostoma tigrinum
Lineage: Eukaryota; Metazoa; Chordata; Chondrichthyes; Orectolobiformes; Stegostomatidae
Product: 6-phosphofructo-2-kinase/fructose-2,6-bisphosphatase 4-like
Exons: 15
Coding region: 370-1728 (452 amino acids)
Biological process (GO): fructose 2,6-bisphosphate metabolic process; fructose metabolic process
Cellular component (GO): cytosol
Molecular function (GO): fructose-2,6-bisphosphate 2-phosphatase activity; 6-phosphofructo-2-kinase activity; ATP binding
Source: RefSeq, a predicted model, not a curated record